This is a messenger RNA of Panicum hallii, 1041 nucleotides long. RefSeq names its product ribonuclease 1-like. Gene Ontology annotation, molecular function: ribonuclease T2 activity; RNA binding. Gene Ontology annotation, biological process: RNA catabolic process. The transcript is spliced from 2 exons. The record is from RefSeq and is a predicted model, not a curated record. Bases 253 to 933 code for a protein of 226 amino acids. NCBI's taxonomy places the organism in Eukaryota, Viridiplantae, Streptophyta, Magnoliopsida, Poales, Poaceae. Gene Ontology annotation, cellular component: extracellular region.
AAUAUGCUAUCAUGGUACACUUCCAUAGCCAUCGCCAUUGACAUGUACGCGUGCGCACCAUUGCUGUGGAGUCCACACCUUUCCUCCCCCCUGAUCCUCCUCCCCAAAGGAUUCCUAUAAAUCCGCACCCCCAGGUCCUCGCAACCUUCAUCCAUCCAUCCAUCCAUCGUCGUCUAGCUCCGCUUCCAUCCCUGCAACCACACAGCCCGGAACAGGAAUCCCUAGCGCAGAUCGAUCGAGCUCGACCCGGCCAUGGCGGCACGCCUGCCCCUGGCGAUCCUGUUGGCCCUGGCCGCCGUCGCCGGGCGCGCGGCGGCGCAGGACUACGACUUCUUCUACCUCGUGCUGCAGUGGCCCGGGUCCUACUGCGACACCAAGCAGAGCUGCUGCUACCCCAAGUCCGGCAAGCCGACGGCGGACUUCGGCAUCCACGGCCUCUGGCCCAACCGCGACGACGGCUCCUACCCGCAGAACUGCAACCCCGACGCCGCGUUCAACCCGUCCAAGGUGAGCGACCUGCUGAGCAGCCUGCGCGCCAAGUGGCCGACGCUGGCGUGCCCGACCAACGACGGGCUCCGCUUCUGGGGCCACGAGUGGGAGAAGCACGGCACCUGCGCCGCCGACGUCUUCGACGAGCACGGCUACUUCCAGGCGGCGCUCCGCCUCCGCGACCGGCUUGGCGUCCUCGCCGCCCUCACCUCCGCCGGCGUCAACCCCGACGGCGGCUACUACACGCUGGACCAGAUCAAGGGCGCCAUCCGGGAGGGCACCGGGUUCGAGCCCUACGUGGAGUGCAACCGCGACGAGGCCGGCAACAGCCAGCUCUACCAGCUCUACUUCUGCGUCAGCGCCGCCGGCGACAGCUUCGUCGAGUGCCCCGUCCUCCCCCGCGGCAGGCCCUGCGGCAGCAGGAUCGAGUUCCCGGCGUUCUAGUAGUCCGGCCGGCUGUUCAGUUCCCAGGACCUCCUCGAUCUUGCCUGUUCCCCAAUUCAUGGUUAGUUUUGAUUGAAUAAAAGAAGUGCUCAUGUGCCAAUUCAUGUA